AGAAGUGAAAGUAAGGAAAUAAAUACCAAGAAAAUGAAAUUGACAACCGCAACGCAACAUAUAUUAUUCAAAUUACCUUGGGCAAGAUAUUACACGUCUCAAACACUUAAACAAAAUCCAGUAAAAAAUCCUAAAAAGAUGGCGGGAAAAUUAAGUGCAGAUGACCGCAAAGAAAAAUUACCAGUUUUGUUUUCGAAGGGAUGGACACUUCAAGAAAAUCGAGAUGCCAUUUAUAAAGAAUUCUUAUUUAAGGACUUUAAUGAGGCAUUUGGUUUUAUGACUCAAAUUGCUCUAAAAGCAGAAAAAAUGGAUCAUCACCCUGAAUGGUUUAAUGUCUACAAUAAGGUUCAAAUAACAUUAUCAUCUCAUGAUGUAAAUGGCUUAUCAAAACGAGAUGUUACCUUAGCCAAUUUUUCGGAAAAAGUAGCAGCUGGAAUAUUGACACCCAACGAACCUCUAUAAACUUACAUUAAGAUUGACAAUAACAUUAUACUAUGAAGAACUGUGAUCUCUUGCUUCGUUAAUUUAACGAUUUCGUUGAAAUGACGAAAAUGCGCUUACUUAAUAGAUUUAUGUUGUAUUAAUUUUAAUAUCUUUAUCUAAGAGCGUUUUCAUAAUUUCAUUCGAAAAACAUUAAAUUGACAAAGCAAAAAAACCCUGUCGCCAUAAUUUAAUAAGCCCUAUUACCAAAAAACAAAAUUUUACAGUAAAUAAGAAAAACAAAUAUUUUACCAAAUUUUUAAGAAAUAGUUGAAUUAGGACGAUCCAAAACGAUCUCAAAGUUUCAAAAAAAGAUGUAUAUUUCGAAUCGCUAAAAAAAAGCUUUCGAAAUUUGGUGGGAGUAUAGCAUUCGUUAAAUGGUUGGAGUUAGAGCCUUUUAAAUUAUGACGACAGAGCACAGUUAUGAAAGGAUCUGUACAAUAAACUGAAUUUUAGUAUUUUAAGGAUCAAUGUUUAUCGAUUAUUUAAGAUAGAACGAACUCUCAUUUUGAUGAGUUUCUUUUAAAUUUUUUAUACUAUUUUUGUCAACACCCUGUAUAUUUUAGAUAAAAUUGUAUUUACGUUAAAUACUUAAAAUAAUUUACUUUGGCGUUUGAGUAAAUAUAUUGAGUUUAAAUAUUAAA
Molecule: messenger RNA, 1124 nt
Organism: Chrysoperla carnea
Lineage: Eukaryota; Metazoa; Arthropoda; Insecta; Neuroptera; Chrysopidae
Gene: Pcd
Product: probable pterin-4-alpha-carbinolamine dehydratase
Exons: 3
Coding region: 34-462 (142 amino acids)
Biological process (GO): tetrahydrobiopterin biosynthetic process
Molecular function (GO): 4-alpha-hydroxytetrahydrobiopterin dehydratase activity
Source: RefSeq, a predicted model, not a curated record